GACCACGAAGGAAUGCAAGUCAAUGAUGCCAAUGCUCUUAACGUACAAAUGAAACAGGGAUCUGGGAUUAUCAGGCUCCAAAUUCGAGGCUUGUCAAACAUUAACAGGGGUCUGAAUCCUGGUCGCAGGAUCGCUCAAGACACCGGCGCAGAUAGCGUCUAGUCGGUUCCGAGCCGAUAUCCACCAUCCGGAUCACGGAAUUGGGGGUAGAAGCCUUCUUCUCGGUCUUCCUUGCCAUUCUUUUCUUUUUCACUUCCUCAAAUUUUGGCUUGUGACAACUACCUGCAUUUAUAGCUCGUGCAUAGAUCACACAAUGGCUGCGGUAGUCACGGAGAUCGUCGCCAACGCCUGCCAUCUAGAGCAGGAGAAGGUCACGCAUAUAGAGACCCUCUUAUCGCGAUUUGACAGCCUGUCAGCUGCAGAGCAAGACCAGGAACGAGCCUCUUACGUUACCACCGUCUUCCCCCUGUUCUUUGGCGCAGCUGCCGUCGUGCACGGGUCCAAUGGCUAUGAGCCGCAGCGUAUAGUUCCCUGGUCUACCAAUUGCUGGCUUCAACCUCGGGUAAUCGUCCGUCCAGGAUCUGCCCAACAAGUUGCAGCUGCGUUGGCGCUGUGCCGCUUUUUCCACGUCAGGUUCUCCAUCCGGGGUGGGGGCCAUUUGCAGAUUCCGGGCUUCACUAGUAACCAGGACGGCGUGGUCAUCUCCUUGGGAGCAUUUAAUCAAGUCCGGGUGGCUGAAAACAAAUCUACGGCAGGUAUUGGCGUCGGAUUGAGAUGGUUGGAAGUAUAUCGCCGUCUUGAACAACACGGGGUGGCGGUUGCAGGAGGAAGAGUGCCUUCCGUUGGGGUUUCCGGCUUGUUGCUCGGCGGCGGCAUCUCCUUCCAGAAUAGUCAGUAUGGCGUGGGUGCCAUGGGCGUCUGCAACUACGAAGUUGUCCUCGCCAAUUCGCAAAUCAUCAAUGCCAAUGCCCGCGAAAACCCCGAUCUAUUCUGGGCCCUCAAGGGUGGCGGGCCGAACUUCGGCAUUGUUACCAAGAUCGAAAUGAACACCAUCCCCAACCAAAUAUGGACCGAAGUUCGUAUCUAUCCCCUCACGGCAGCCGACCAACUGCGCGCCGCACUGAUGCAAUACCACGAUGCCAUUGAAACCGACAACAAGGCAUCUCUCAUCUGGAACGCUACCAACGACAUCAUUCUCAUCGUCUAUGUUUACUGCGCGCCCAUCGAGAAUCCUUGGGUCUUCCAGGCCUUCUACGACAUACCUCAUUUCACUAGCUUCGUGCCCCCGGGUAUCCGCACCGUCUACGAUCUAGUCCAGGCCGUGGCAUCCGUGAAUGAAGCUGAGCCUACUGUCCAUGAGUUCCGCACCAUGUCCAGCCGCCCUAGUUUAGAAGUCUACAAGGCCAUCGAACAAGCUCACGCUGAGCAAGCAGAAGCUCUCAAGGACGUAGAGGGCAUCGCCUUGACGACCGUCAUUCAGCCUAUGUCGUCAUUCGCCAUGAGAGAAUCGCUUAAGAAUGGCGGAAGUCCUCUAGGUCUGGAGCCCGUUGGACAGCAGUGGUUCCUCGCCCGAGCAGACUGGAAGAACAUCCAAGAUGAGGAACGGGUGCGCGAGGCAGUGCGCAAAAUCGUGGAUGCGGCGGAAUCCGCGGCAAAACGGACGGGUGUGUAUCUCCCCUACAAGUAUUCAAACUAUGCGGCGUGGGACCAGGAUCCGUUGGCGAGUUAUGGUGCGGAGAACGUAAGACGAUUGAAGGAGGUGGCGAGGAAGUAUGAUCCCGAGGCGGUCUUUCAGACAUUGCAGAAUGGGGGUUGGUUGUUGAGUAAGGUUGGAAUGGAGUAACUAGAUAGGGGUCAUGAAUAGCCAGGUAGGUGGGUAGAUGAUAGACUGUACAUAUGGAGGUAGACAUUGUACGAGAGAUUGUGGUUUCCAUAGCGAUGUGGUCAGAAAGUUUGGCUCAGAAGUUGCCGAAGCUCGGAUCUAAGACAUGCAUUGGCCCCAGGCAUGGAUCACACUACUCGGC
Molecule: messenger RNA, 2024 nt
Organism: Aspergillus eucalypticola CBS 122712
Lineage: Eukaryota; Fungi; Ascomycota; Eurotiomycetes; Eurotiales; Aspergillaceae
Product: FAD-binding oxidoreductase
Exons: 6
Coding region: 314-1843 (509 amino acids)
Molecular function (GO): oxidoreductase activity; FAD binding
Source: RefSeq, a predicted model, not a curated record